UUUGUGACUAAAGUUCGCUCUGCUUUUGACUCCUCCAUGCCUUGUGAAAUUUCCAAUCAGCUUCCAGCCGCCCUAAUACGGCACUAUUAGUAUUGAAUCAUUAUAUCUAUACGAAAACUUCAGUUGAUGGCACGGUUUACCAACAGUGAUUUCACGAAAAUACCUUUGGUUUUUCUUCCCUUUCCUGCUUUGCUUUUUAAUGUUAAACAGUGGAUUUACAAAUUUCCCCUUACUAUUUGUUGGCUGGGGGUGCCACUACCUCUUAGAAGAUACCCGUUUGUUCCAUUUGCGUCCAGAUUCUCCCCAGUUCUCUCUCUCACAAACCACGAACCAAAAAAUCCUCUCUCUAAAAAGAUCACGAACCCCAGCUCAAUCUCUCUCAAAACCUGUUAACCACAACACAAUCCGGUCCCGAUUCGAAGAAAGCUUUAAGCCCAGAAAAAGUUCGGUUUCAUGGGGAGUUUGUUUUGAUUUUUUGUGGAAGAAUUCCAGUUUCCAGCGCUUCGUAUUCUUCAAUUACAGCAAAACUCAAUUCCAUUUGCAAAGAAGAGAUACAUCAUGGCGUUGGCAGUGGUAGGUGGAGCCGCUCUCUCGGGUUUCUUCCAGCAAGUAUUUGUGAAGUUGGAUUCUCAGGAGGUCAAGAACUUCAUCAGAGGAAAGAAACUGACUGAUGGGUUGCUGAAGAAGUUGAGGAUCGAGUUGAUGUCUGUCAAUGCUGUUUAUGAUGAUGCCGAGCAAAAGCAAUUAAGUAACCCAGUUGUGAAGCAGUGGCUGCAUGAGCUUAAAGAAGCAGUCUUUCAUGCUGAGGACCUACUGGACGAGAUCAAGACAGAAGCGUUAAGGCGGAAAAUUGAAGCAGAAUUUGGAAGUAGCACAAGCAAGGUACAAGACCUCAUCUCUGCUUAUUUCCAUGCUUUUGAUGAGUCUGUAGACACCAAGAUAGAGGAAAUUCUUGAGAGGCUAAGCUCCAUUUCAAAACAUAAAGAUGUCCUCGGUUUGAAAGAACGUUGUAGUCACAGAAUCUUACAAACAUUGCCUUCAACUUCUUUAGUAGAAGGCUUUGAUGUGUAUGGAAGGGAUCAUGAGAAGGAAACCAUCAUUCAAUUGUUGCUAUCAGAUGAUGUUACUUGUAAUAAGAUUGGCGUCAUUCCCAUCGUGGGCAUGGGUGGGAUCGGAAAGACCACCCUUGCUCAGCUCUUAUACAAUGAUGAUAGAGUGAAGCAGCAUUUUAAUGCCCGAGCAUGGGUUUGUGUUUCUGAUGAAUUUGACGUUGGUAAGAUCACACAAACAAUUUAUGCAUCAGUCACUUCACAAACCUGUGAUACCACAGACCUAAAUCAGCUUCAAGUCAAACUCAAAGAUUCUUUGGCGGGGAAGGAGUUUCUUUUUGUUCUUGAUGAUGUUUGGAACGAGAAUUACAAUAUUUGGGAUUCCUUGAGGCGCCCCUUCGAGUCUGGAGCUCAUGGAAGUAAGAUCAUUGUCACCGCAAGGAAUGGUGGUGUUGCAUCUACGAUGGGUACUCUUCAAACCCACUAUUUAAAGCACUUACUUGAGGAAGACUGUUGGUCUUUAUUUGCAAAACAUGCCUUCAAAGAUGCAAGUGUUAUUGUAGAUCCAAAUCUGGAGGUAAUUGGAAGACAAAUUGUUAGAAAGUGUAAAGGCCUUCCUUUAGCUGCAAAAUCUCUCGGUGGUCUCUUACGCUCUGAACCAAAUGUGGAAGAAUGGGAAAAUGUGCUAAAAAGUGACAUAUGGGAGUUGUCAGAUGCAAAGAUUGAAAUUCUGCCGGCUCUAUGGCUAAGCUACCAGUACUUGUCUCCUGUGCUGAAGCGUUGUUUUGCUUAUUGUUCGAUAUUUCCCAAAAAUUAUAAAUUUGACAAGUCUAAAUUAAUUUUGUUGUGGAUGGCCGAAGAUCUUUUGCAACCCCAAAAGAAGACUUGGUUGGAAGAUGUUGGAAAGCAAUACUUUGAUGAUCUAAUCUCACGGUCAUUUUUUCAAUACUCAUCUUCAAAUGAUUGUUUCAUCAUGCAUGAUCUGAUGCAUGAUUUGGCGACUUACGUAUGUGGGGAAUUUUGCAUUAGAUUGGAAGACCACGACUUGUCAUUGGACGUUGUGAGCAAGGGUCGUCAUUUUUCUUAUAUGCAAUAUUCAUCUAAUGUUGAUUCUGAGAGAUUUGACACUAUUUAUGAAGCUAAGUAUCUGCGCACCUUCAUUCUUGGCGAUUUCUAUUUGCCGACAGUACGACUUGAUCUCCUUUUAAUGCUACAGUGUUUAAGAGUUGUCAAACUUCAAGGGAAUGAUAUCAGGGAGUUGCCUAAUUCGAUUAGCAACUUGAAGCAUCUACGGUACCUCGACUUGUGUUACACUCCAAUCCAUAAAUUACCAGACACGGUAUGCAGUUUGUAUAAUUUACAAACGUUGUUGGUAUCGAAUUGUAGAUAUCUAGCUGAGUUGCCCACCGAUUUGAGAAAACUUAUCAACUUGCGCCAUCUUGAUUUCAAAGGUACGAAAAUAAAAAAGAUGCCCCCCCACAUGGGCAAGUUGAAAGAUCUCCAAACAUUUGGAGGUGAGUUUGUCUUGAGCAAAGAUGCUGGGGGAUACAUUGAUGAGUUAAAGGGGUUUCAUCAUUUGAGUGGAAAUCUUCAUAUUUCAGGGCUUCAAAAUAUCAAACAUGUUGAGGAUGCUUUGGAGGCCAAACUGAGGGACAAGAAGCUCAGUGAAAUACAUUUGAAAUGGGAAGGUGACACUGCUGAUUCUCAAAACGAUAGCCGAGUGCUGGGCAACCUGCAGCCCAAUACAAAUCUAAAGGUACUGGCAAUAAAGGGAUACGGAGGUAUAAAGUUUCCAAGUUGGUUAGGAGAUGAGUCUUUCUCUAAUCUCAUCACUCUCCGACUUAAGAAUUGUGGAUAUUGUUUCUCCCUGCCAGCAUUGGGGCGGCUAACGUCCCUCAAAAGGCUUGAAAUUGAUGGGUUGAAUGGAGUGGAAUUAGUGGGGUCUGAGUUUUAUGGGCCUGCAUUUAAAACUCUGGAGUUUCUAAGUUUCCGCAGUAUGCGGGAAUGGCAAGAGUGGUGUUUCCCUGGAGGUGAAGAAGAAGAAGGCGGACAUUUUCCUAAUCUGUGCGAGCUUAGUCUGGACAACUGUCCCAAACUAACGGGAAAAUUACCGUUAUACUACUUCCCAAGACUUGAGCGGCUAAUUUUGCACGAAGUUAAUAUCGAAUCCCUUGCUUGUUCGCAAGAAUGCAAUAAAUUCAAUAUUGAACUCCCAUCCCUCCGUGACUUGAGAAUAUCAGAUUGCCCGAAUCUGGUAUGUUUUGUGGGUGGUGGAGUGCUGCUUGCGCCCAACUUGAAGUGGAUAACUAUGUGGCGUUCUAAAAACUUGUGGUCAGUGCCAGAGGAGAUGCACGCCUCUCUCCCGUCUCUUCAGUCUCUGUCCAUAAAAGGGUGUAAAGAAUUUAAAUCAUUUCCGGAAGAAUCUAAAUUCCCAUCCCUCGAUGAUUUGAAGAUAAUGGCAUGCCCAGAAUUUGUGGGUUUCCUCUAUGGAGGAGGACUGGAAGCGCCCAACUUGAAGACGAUGGAAAUCAAUGAAUGUAAUGAAUUCAGGUCACUGCCAGGGGAGAUGCACGCCUCUCUCCCGUCUCUUCGGUCUCUGUUCAUACGAGGGAGUAAAGAAUUUAAAUCAUUUCCGGAAGAAUCUAAAUUCCCAUCUCUCUCGUGUUUGAAUAUAUGGGAUUGUCCAGAAUUGGAAUCAUUUCCGGAAGGGGGAUUGCCGUCUAAAUUGCGUGAACUCAGAAUCGGGAGUUGUAAAAAACUGAUGGCAAACCGUAUGCGGUGGGGUCUACAAACACUCACCUCUCUCGAAACGUUGGAUGUCAGCUUCUUAGAAUGUGAAGAAGAAGAAAUUGGCGAAUCAUUUCCAGAAGAGGGGCAGCUGCCAACCACUCUCACUUCUCUCGGAAUCCUCCAGCAUCCGAAUCUGAAAACAAUUGACGGCAAGGCGUUAAGACACCUCAUCUCUCUCAAGGAGUUGAGCAUUUUGUUUUGUCCUCGACUCCAGAGCUUGCCAGAUGAAGGGCUACCCACUUCUCUUUCUGGUCUAGAAAUCUGCGAGUGUGAUUUGCUAACACAACGGUGCCAGAGAGACACGGGAGAAGAUUGGGCCAAGAUUUCUCACAUCCCCAAGGUGUUGAUUGAUGGCCGAGAGAUAUGAUUUGCAAUGGUACUCUUGUCCCAUAUAAACUUGAAAGUAUUUGCGAUAGAAAGAUCUAUCGGAGCUACAAAAAUUCCAAAUCGGUUAGGAGAUGACUUGUUCCUUCUCUCAUCUUGUUACUCUUCGACUUGUGGAUUGUGAACAUUGUUUUUCAAUGCCAGCAUUGUCACAGCUACCAUCUCUCAGGAGGCUUGAAACUGAUGGGUUAAAUGGAGUGGAAUUGUUCCUCUUUUCUUAUUGUGUCUUACGGUGGUUCUAUUAUACGACAGUUUGUUGUAUCGAACUAGUCUUCGGUGAAAAAGGAGCUUCAACAAGUCUAUGAGCUCUAGUUUUCGAAUUUCCUUUUUCAAGUUUGUUUCCAAAUUAUGUCUAUUGAGAGGUAGAUUUUGGUACUUUGUAGAAUUCGAAUUCAAAUGUUUGGUUUGUAAAAUAUGGAUGAUGAUUUCAUUUCUGUGGAACUGUGAAUCUUUGAUCAUGCUUGAAUGUUGUCAGACCAGAGUAUCGAAAACCCUCUGUUGUUUACUAAUCGAUCUCAAGCGGUCUAGAUUCGAUUUGUU
Malus domestica (apple) is the source of this 4763-nucleotide messenger RNA. Its product is annotated as putative disease resistance RPP13-like protein 1. Gene Ontology annotation, molecular function: ADP binding. The record is from RefSeq and is a predicted model, not a curated record. Lineage: Eukaryota; Viridiplantae; Streptophyta; Magnoliopsida; Rosales; Rosaceae. Gene Ontology annotation, biological process: defense response to other organism.